ACUCAUACCACCAAUCUCGAAACUAUCCAACCAUCAUCUCAGCAAAUUCAUACCCAUUUGCUCUGACCACAACAAGGACUAUUCUAUUUCGUCCUGCGAUAUUCCUGUACCAAUUCCCGACUGCGCCUAGGAGAUCGCCAUGAACAACGGUGCAUGUUUUGCACAACGACUAUUGCGGCAACGGCCAGCUCGAAUUCAUCGUCUGUCGCAGCCAUCUCAUAAUGGCUUCCACAAUUCCCCAAGAGUCGGGUUGGGGAAUCGUCCUCCCCAGAGACUAGCUACGAGAAUUCCUAUAAGAGGAGUCAAAACUUACGCGAAGCCUCCCACCAGAUUCCAACAAAUGGUUAUCGACGCUCGAACCCAGCAUCCGGUGCUUUUCCCCUUCCUUUUGAUCGCCUGCACGGGCAUGGCUUCUAUGUUGACGUUGAUGGCGUAUGAUGAAUACAAAAGGGAGAACUCGACUACUACACCAUAUCCCAAGCCGGUGGAGGAGCGCCUGCGACUGGCUCUCCAUUAUACACAUCUCAACCCAGAUCCCGACACGGCGGCGGGCUACUUCGUGGAUGCGAUCAAGAAGGCAGAAGAGCUAGGCAUGGAUCCAUACAGUAAAGAGUUUGUGGGCAUUCGAGUCCGAUUCUCGGAAAUGCUCGAGAAUUUUGGACAUAUGCGCGCAUCUAUUGAGAUCUUGAACGACGUGGUCAAGGACUUUGAGAAGAGACUAUCAGAAAUGGAUGCCCAUCCCGCCGCGACCAGCGGAGAAGCCGGUGCAGAGGGGGCCGAGGUCAACAUCAGGAAGCACCUAGUCAAGACCAUUAUCCAAGCCAAAGUCAAGCUGUCGUCCAUGUGGGAGAGCGAGUACAUGCAGGACUCGACCAUGGCCAAAAACGUACUGUCAGACGCGGUCGGCUUGAUUGUCAAGGAAACGCAGGACCCGCAACAGAACAGCUUCACCGAAGAGAAUGGAGCGGGAUUGAGCACGGGAGAAAUUGCGGCCGUUUUGGGUCAAAUGGGAGAUCUAUAUGCCACCAGUGGAGAAGAAGCCAACGCAGUCCAGGUGUACAUGUUGACUCUUCAACCCCUGCGAGCAUCCUGCAAUGGAACCAAGUCAUGCAAGGAGGUGCAGAUUCUCAGCAACAUUGCGACAACCAUGACGACGGCACUGAAGAAGCCGAAUGCCAAAGUCAACGGCAAGCCAGUGACGAAACAAUCAGCUGCUGCUGCUCGUCAAGCCAUCCUGAAAUGGGCGGAUCAAGCCAUUGCCACCGCGGAUGCAGUCAAGCCAGAAGACCGAGACGGAAUCUGUGAGCUGGCACUUCUGUCAGCACAGAUGACGCGCGCAGAUGUGCUCUUGGACAGCGGCAACAAGGAGCAGGCGAAACAGGCAUUGAAAAGCUUGUUGCCAACACUCCGAGAGAAAAAAUUGACACCUCUCAUCACUGUGGCAGAGGAGAGUCUGAAGAAAGCGGGUGGUUGAGCUUGUUACAGUCUUGGUUAAGCACCUCAAGGUGUCAGACUUUUCCACCACGGUCGGUUGAUUACGCAAGGCUCCGAAUAUAGGACUCGUGUGGUCAGAUCAGACUCGGGCGUCCAUGCAUGCGGUUGAACACCAUCGACUCCGCGUACGAGGCUCCGAGACCUUGCACACUGUCUGCUUGCGUGUGUGAGACAUGGAAUGAGAGAUUUACGAGGCUGAAGACGACGAGAAUUUGACCAUGCCGGGGUCUCCCUCCAAGGUUGGUCCCGGUUUCGCCAUCAUUGGCAGGGGGGUGGUAUCUUGGGAAGGGGUUUGGGUGUGGACCUGGAUCUGGAACUAGCACGAUUGAGUCAAUAUCGCAACAAGGCUACGAUGGAAAGUACCAUUGGUAAGGAUUGGACCAGGCAAAUCCAAGAUAUCGCUCAAGAAUAGGGACGAGCUCAGUAGAGGAUUCCACACAAGGCUCUCGCGAAAGUACCCAGAUGGGGGUUGUGCGCUGAAGCACAAUGAGACACGCUCUCAUUCUCUGACCCGGGCUUAGACGACGUCAUGGCGUGGAGAGCAGGAUAGUUGCACCAAGGGCCAAUAGUACGCUCGACAUGGAGGCUUGUGUGAGGGUAACGUUGCAAAAGGCGUGGAGGAGCAUGGAUGGACCCUCACGCCGUCAGUUGAUCCUAAAUUUACCAUGACUUCCUGAGUUCGAGUAUCUGAGCGGAGAGAAGGAGCAGACCACCAGAGAGGAAGCCACUGACAGGUGGACUACCAAUAGAGUCGCAUCGGGUAAACA
Exophiala mesophila is the source of this 2261-nucleotide messenger RNA. RefSeq lists its product as uncharacterized. Gene Ontology annotation, molecular function: misfolded protein binding. The coding region runs from base 140 to 1474 and encodes 444 amino acids. The transcript has a single exon. The record is from RefSeq and is a predicted model, not a curated record. Gene Ontology annotation, cellular component: i-AAA complex. NCBI's taxonomy places the organism in Eukaryota, Fungi, Ascomycota, Eurotiomycetes, Chaetothyriales, Herpotrichiellaceae. Gene Ontology annotation, biological process: protein quality control for misfolded or incompletely synthesized proteins.